CCUUCAGUCUCUCACCAACCACCAUCGUGAACACACACACCUCGCCUCUCCCAGCUCCUCUCACACGCUCUCCCAGCCUCCUCGUGCUCUCACCUCUUCCUCUCACCUCUCACAGCCCCCCGUCACCCUGCCACGCUUGCCAACCCACGUAAAUACUCAAGGUAAGGAGCACACCUGGCGCCUUCAAACCAGCCAUGUCGAGGCACUGAGACCACCACACACCUGCUGACACACACCUGCUGACACACCUGAUGAUGCUGAAGACAUACCUCGCCGCUGCUCUUUGUAUCACCUGUAACCCCGGAUUGGCUCAUGAUGUUGAUACAGGCGGCGAGGGAAACCUACUACGCGGGGUGACAGUUCCCCAGUACGCGUUCGCCGGGGGGCAAGCGACUCUUAGCUGCUCUUACGACCUCAAAGCUAAGCGCCUGUACUCUCUCAAAUGGUACCACAACAACACAGAGUUCUACAGAUACGUGCCAACUGAGCGGGAGACGCCUAUGAGUGACCAAGCAACCCCCAAAUUCACUGUCAAUGAGCUGUUUAGAGAUGACAAGAGGGUCACACUCUCUCUCACUCGCCUGUCUGUCUCCGCGUCUGGUCAGUACAGGUGUGAGGUCAUCGCGGAACACCCUUCCUUCAGAACAGAGUGGCAUAAGGCAACCAUGACUGUCCUACGUCAGCCCCUCUCCGCCCCCGUGCUGGUGGGAGCGCGGGAGGUGUAUGAGCCAUCAGAACUGAUCAAAAUUGGUUGUCAGCCAGAUAACCACUUCCACGGUGACCACAAGCCCUCCCUCCAGUGGUUCCUGCAGGGCAACGAGGUGGCCGAGGCAGGGGGCAGUAUACAGGUAGAGUGCCGGCUCACGCUUGGACCGCACCAGCUGGCCACCAACAAGACAAUCAGAGUGAGAUUAAGAGUGCUGGUUGACGAUCCGUUGGCCUCAGGUUCCCAGGAGGCUGUGGUGAACGCGAGUCACUGCUGUUCACUGCUGCCCUGCCUGUCCAUGCUGACGCCCCGCUGUGCUGACCAUGCUGAUGAUGAUUAUGAUGAGGCUCUAGGAAACCAUUUAGAGAGUAGAGUAAUGGGUGUCUGUCUUAAUGGGUUGAAUUUUUCCCCUUGUUUUUUUUUCCUCUUUUUCGUUUUUCCGUUUUUUUCCCUCUUUUUCUCUUUUCUUCUUGUUUUCUCUUCUUCUCUCUUUUUCCCCUCUUUUUCUCUUCCCCUCCACAGUCCCUCCACAGUCCCUCCACAGUCCCUCCACAUUCCCUCCACAGUCCCUCCACAGUCCCUCCACAUUACCUCCAGUUCCCUCCACAGUCCCUCCACAUUACCUCCACCUUCCCUCCACAUCCCUCCACAGUCCCUCCACUUUCCUCCACAGUCCCUCCACUUUCCUCCACAGUCCCUCCACAGUCCCUCCACAGUCCCUCCACAGUCCCUCCACCUCCCUCCAUACAAUAUAAGACGCCCCGCCACAGCACCGCCACAGCACCGCCACAGCCACAGCACAGCCACAGCACAGCACACAGCACAGCCACAGUUAGCCACAGUUAGUCACAGAACAAACUGCAGGAGGAGGGAGUCCUUACCGAAACAAGUGAAGGAUAGAAGGAACAACGCCCUUGGGAAGACACGAUUCGACACACUCACAGCUAAAUGGUACGGCAGGACAUCUUCUGAAGUCCCCCAGUACUUCAUAAAGGGCGUGGCUAAGGUGACAAGAUACCUCACCCCUUCUGCAGGAGUUUCUCUUACAUCCUUCGUCACUAGUAAGGAAUGCCGGCCGCUAGAGUCCCGCCAGGCGCCAGUGAUAGGACACCACUGCUUGUCUGAGGAUCUACUGGCUCCAGGACCGCCCUUCGUCACUAGAGCUUCCCCCUCCGUCAGUGUCGCCGUCACCAGAACCACAAGCACCACCAUCACAGUGUUACCGGCGCCCUAUGCCUCCUCUGCCCCCCUGCCGCUCCCCCCUGCCACCCCCUGCCGCCGACACACCACCCACACCUCUACCACUACCCCACACCCCUGCCAAGACACUAAAAACCCUGCUAUGAAUUCAAAAGCCCUGCUCACACCCCUGUUACUACCCUGCACCCCUGUCAAGACACUAAAACCCCUGCCAGAACUCUAA
Molecule: messenger RNA, 2129 nt
Organism: Portunus trituberculatus (swimming crab)
Lineage: Eukaryota; Metazoa; Arthropoda; Malacostraca; Decapoda; Portunidae
Exons: 13
Coding region: 252-2129 (625 amino acids)
Source: RefSeq, a predicted model, not a curated record